Molecule: messenger RNA, 447 nt
Organism: Anarrhichthys ocellatus (wolf-eel)
Lineage: Eukaryota; Metazoa; Chordata; Actinopteri; Perciformes; Anarhichadidae
Product: tomoregulin-1-like
Exons: 2
Cellular component (GO): plasma membrane
Molecular function (GO): protein binding
Source: RefSeq, a predicted model, not a curated record
CAAACGCACCUCGUUGAGACGAUCGUGUUGUUGUUUUCAGAUCUGUCGGAGAAGAAGAGCGACCUGAGGGUGUGUGACGCCGGAACGUGUCGCUUCGGAGGAACCUGCAGAGAGAACGGUGCCGACAUCAAGUGUGUCUGCCAGUUCCACUGUCACAAGAAGUACGUCCCUGUGUGUGGAUCCAACGGGGACACCUACCAGAAUGAGUGCUUCCUCCGGAGAGCCGCCUGCAAGAAGCAGAGAGCCGUCAGCAUCGUGUCCGAGGGUCCCUGUUACCACGGUAACGCACACACUCACACUUUACAACGGAAUGAAGGAAUACGCUGAGUCAGCAUUUACUAAACUACAGGAACAAGUAAAGUACCCAGUUUAGUGUUACCAAUGUUGUAAAAACAAAAAUGGUGUCCCCUCUCCUCUCCUCCCCUCUCCUCUCUCCUCUCCUCUCCU